UGCCAACCCCGUAUUUAGGACUACCUGCCAUGGAAGACGACAUUGAGUUUUGGAGGGAAGAAGCACUUGAUAUUCUUUCUGAAGUUCCUUUAAUUGACGGACAUAAUGACUGGCCACAUUUGAUUCGCGGAUUUUAUGACAAUAAACUGGACGAGCGAUUCCAGUCUCACAAGGAUCUUGGAGGCCAUGUAGACCUUAAAAGGCUGGUUGAAGGAAAAUCCGGCGGAGCUUUCUGGAGUGUUUAUGUCGACUGUCCCAACGAGGACAAUUUCAAAGAUGACUCUAUACACUUCGAAGCCGUACGCGAUACGAUGCAGCAAAUCGAUCUAGUUCACCGAGUCCAUGACUUGUAUCCCGAGAGAAUGGGGAUAGUGUAUAAGGCAGAGGAUGUCCUAGAGCUUUUUAAAGAACAGAAAUUUGCAAGUUUGAUUGGUGUAGAGGGUCUGCAUCAAAUCGCAAACAGCGCCAGUGUUUUACGCCUCUAUCACAAGCUCGGCGUCCGUUACGUUACUCUGGCACACAACAAAAACAAUCUUUAUGCAGACAGCGCGACAUCAAAUACUCCAGCUCAUAACGGCCUGUCGUCACAAGGUGUGGCAAUGAUUCAAGAAAUGAAUCGUAUCGGAAUGAUAAUUGAUCUAUCUCAUACAAGCGACGAUGUGAUGCAUGCGGUUUUGGAGAAAUCCAAAGCGCCCGUCAUAUUCUCUCAUUCAUCGAGUUCUGCACUCGUACCAAGCAAUCGCAACGUAACAGAUGCCGUGCUUGCCAAACUAAAAGACAACAACGGCGUGAUCAUGAUCUCUUUUAUUCCCUCCCUAACCCACUCCGACUCGAAAGCCGCGACGAUAAACCAUGUCGUGGACCAUAUAUGUCAUGUCGCCAACCAAAUUGGAUAUUCUCACAUUGGUCUAGGCUCAGAUUAUGACGGGAUGGUUUGCGCGGUCAAAGGUCUCGAGGAUGUGUCGAAAUACCCAGCCUUGGUAGCCUCGAUGCUGGCUAGAGGGAUUGCACGAGAGGAUAUAAAGAAGGUCUUGGGUUUCAAUAUUAUUCGGGUACUGACAGACGUUGAAAACGUGUCAAGGGCGCACAAGAACAAGCUGCCGGUGUUGGAAGAUGAGGUAAAGCAACUCUGGAAUGACAAUUUGCGAGCGUUUGUAAGGCAGGUGUACCCAAACGCAGAGAGAGACAAUCGAGUAUGAAAAGCAGUUAUUGCAAACAUUGCUCAACGACCGUCGCCCCGUCCCCAAAGGUGGCAAUGAACAUAGUCGUGGUAUAUCCACAUAGUCCAUAGCAGGCAAUCAAAUAUUAUUAGGAAC
Messenger RNA from Xylona heveae TC161, 1316 nucleotides. RefSeq lists its product as hypothetical. Gene Ontology annotation, molecular function: metallodipeptidase activity. The coding region runs from base 30 to 1199 and encodes 389 amino acids. NCBI's taxonomy places the organism in Eukaryota, Fungi, Ascomycota, Xylonomycetes, Xylonales, Xylonaceae. The record is from RefSeq and is a predicted model, not a curated record. Gene Ontology annotation, biological process: proteolysis. The transcript is spliced from 6 exons.